AUGAAAGUUGGCACAUCUUCAGCUCCAACUCGGAGUAAAAGGUCGCCGGGCGCUCUUCGCGAGCCCCGGCCUCGGAAAAAGGGAGAAGUAUGCAACAAGGGCCUGGUACGAAAGGUUAAGUGCAGCGGCAACCAACCGUGCAGCCGGUGCGAGGAGCUGCAUAGCAAAUGUACCUACAACGAACCAUUUCAGGCUGAUAUUGACAGCUUUGACCGAUCCCCGGCCGACCAAGACCUUGAGGUCACGGUCGCGCGAAUGAACAGGAUCUGUGAUCAGAUGCAACAAUCGAUGGGCCGGUUUGGCCUAGCUUAUCCGAGCGGGUCCUACCUACAACGAAGACAAGCGAACGACAACGUACCCCAGCCGAGUAAACCCCUCACCCCUACGGACUUCCGACACAACUUGAGUCUCACGCGAGAUGCUAUAAGCGCAAAGGGCCUGCCAUCUCCUCUACACUCCCAAUAUGGCCCUCACUCUGUCACUAGAGACGCAUUAAAAUCCCCAGACGCUUUGAUCAACUUAAUGCAAGCUGCACGACCCGUUUUGGAACUCGGCCACGAGAAGGUCACUCAGGUUUUUACAAUAUUCAAGGACGAGAUCUACCCUCUAUAUCCUUGCAUCAGCUUAGAACUUGGCUAUGAGGCUGUCAACGGUGUCUUUUCGCUUUUGAAAGAUGCUUCAUACGGGGUUACGUUGAACGUGGAUAUAAUCGAUGUCGAAAUCAUGAAAGCGGUUGUGGCAAUCGUCUUGCUGGUUAGAGGUGACACAGAAAACCCACUGGCCUCUGAUCUUGAAGCCCAGUUGGUGUGGGGUGUAGAUUCGUGUUUCGAUCAAGUGAAGCCCCAGGUUGAGGAUAUCGUCAUAGCAACUUUGCUGGUAAGCUACUUAGCCCGUCUCCAGAUACGCACGUCCUCUGCUGAUAAAUGGGGAUUCCUGGUUCUCACACAGUCGAUUUAUUUAUACCUCAAGCAAAGACCAGUCAAAGCAUGGCGGUUAGCUGGAGUGGCCGCGAAGUUGUGUCUCGAGCUCGGUCUCCACCGAGAAACGUUCUUUGAAGAUCUUAAAGUGCUCCCACAGCGGAUUGUCGACUGGAAGCGUCUGUUCGCCUGUGUUUAUCGUCUGGAUAGGCAAUGCAGUUUCUAUUCGGGCCUACCGUGGACACUACACGACAGAGAGAUCAAUGUCUCUGCACUUAUAGUAGAACCACAAGAGUCCUAUAUAUCAUCUAUGAUCUCCUUGGACAGAAAUCUCUCUGAGAUAUGGACUCUCGUCAACGCUCCGUCAUCUCAACCUAAAAGUAAUAAAGAACAGAUUGAGUUCCUCAACUUUCAACUACAAAAGCUUGUCGACAAGAUGCCGACAGAAGAAUUCAAGUCCCUAGAGCCAACGGUAGUUCCACCAUCAUGGCUACAGGCUGAACUGAAACAGUUUUACCGCCUUCGCGCGCACCACAUCGGGAUCCUCGCACAUAUUGGGACAUCCGGCUCAAUACGGGAUUCUAUAUCUGACCCAAAGUUGACUAGAACUCUAGUGGCUGCAGCUGCACAAUCGGUCGAUCUGCACGUGGAAAUGGUUAAUACGGGCAAAAUUAGCCCACUCGUGUUGCUCACGGCGAUGAAACUGCUCCUGGGCUCUCUAUCUAUUAUGCUGUUUGCUGUCUCGCACUAUCCUGAGGAGUACGAAUCGCUGUAUAGCAAGCCCUUCCAAGCUGCUAUUGAUAUUCUUAGUGACGUGCAGAACUACAUCAAAGAUCCGGACCUGAACAUCUGGGGUACCUUGGAGGUAUUGGAGAAGAUUGUGGAAACGAGUCAGACGUCACAAUCUCAGAGGUCAGCGCCGUUGAUCGAUCGCAAGAAAGCCACUAGCAACGUCUACCAUGGAGAGGGCUUCGGUAAAGGGAGCUUGUUUGAGGAACUCCCUACGCCGGACUCGGAAUUGUUCUCCAUGUUAGGAGAUUUCAAUAUGGCAGCAACUGAUAUAUCACACAUUGGCAAUAUAUUUGGGUAA
Messenger RNA from Penicillium samsonianum, 2007 nucleotides. Its product is annotated as Zn(II)2Cys6 transcription factor. The transcript is spliced from 4 exons. Gene Ontology annotation, biological process: DNA-templated transcription; positive regulation of transcription from RNA polymerase II promoter by galactose. NCBI's taxonomy places the organism in Eukaryota, Fungi, Ascomycota, Eurotiomycetes, Eurotiales, Aspergillaceae. The record is from RefSeq and is a predicted model, not a curated record. Gene Ontology annotation, cellular component: nucleus. The coding region runs from base 1 to 2007 and encodes 668 amino acids. Gene Ontology annotation, molecular function: RNA polymerase II cis-regulatory region sequence-specific DNA binding; DNA-binding transcription factor activity, RNA polymerase II-specific; zinc ion binding.